Tripterygium wilfordii is the source of this 1853-nucleotide messenger RNA. RefSeq lists its product as uncharacterized. Bases 232 to 1449 code for a protein of 405 amino acids. The record is from RefSeq and is a predicted model, not a curated record. The transcript is spliced from 7 exons. Lineage: Eukaryota; Viridiplantae; Streptophyta; Magnoliopsida; Celastrales; Celastraceae.
AGAAAGUAGAGUGAUUGACCGCAGCGGAUCCGGUGUCUCGAGCUUAGCGUCUUAUUACUUAAUCCAAUCCAUGACAAUCUUGGUAGCGACAAAAGUAUGAACCUCGUCUGCAAUCUAUUCGGUUGAUUGUUUGCAAAAUCCAUUGAUAAAGUCUCUCGGAAGAAGUGAGCAGAGGACUGGGAAUCGUUUUACUGGAUCGGGUUUGUGAGGAAGGAGAGAAAGGCGAGGGAAAUGUGGGGAUUUGGGGGUAGGUACUACUGGGGGAGGAAGGAAGGUGGAGGGAACAGGGAGGGAAUUGUUGUGGUUUUCGCGUGGAUGUCGAGUCAGGAGAGGCACUUGAGGAAUUACGUUGACCUCUACUCCUCCUUGGGUUGGAAUUCGCUUGUCUGUCACCCGGAAUUUCUGAACUCGUUUUUCCCUGAAAAGGCUGCCAAAUUAGCAUUUGACGUUCUUAAUGAAUUGGUUGAGGAUCUUAAGGUUAGGCCCUGCCCUAUAGUCUUUGCAUCAUUUUCUGGUGGUCCAAAAGCUUGCAUGUACAAAGUUCUUCAGAUAAUUGAAGCAAAGUGUGAACCACAACUGAAUCUGGAUGAUUGCCGGUUGGUUAGGGACUGUAUUUCUGGUCAUAUUUAUGAUUCUUCUCCAGUGGAUUUUACUAGUGACUUGGGUUCCCGCUUUGCUGUUCACCCGACCAUUCUCAAAAUGUCUCAUCCACCAAAAUUUGCAUCAUGGAUAGCAAACAGCAUUGCUUAUGGGCUUGAUGCUCUCUUUCUCAGCAAGUUUGAAUCCCAACGUGCUGAGUAUUGGCAGACCCUGUACUCCUCUGUGAGCAUGGGGGCCCCAUACCUCAUUUUAUACUCAGAAACGGAUGAUCUUGCUCCUUAUCAAACCAUUUGUAAUUUUGCUCAACGACUUCAACAACUUGGGGGUGAUGUGAAACUUGUGAAAAUGAAUGGCUCUCCUCAUGUAGGCCAUUACCGGCUUUAUCCAAUUGAUUACAAGGCUGCUGUUACCGAGCUUCUCGGUAAGGCUGCAGCAGUAUAUUCCCAUAGAAUACGUGGACUUGAAGGUGAACGAAUGGGAAUAGAGGGGGCACAUGAUGAUGAGGUUUCUGGUCCAAUAGGUGACCUAAGGAAAGCAUCUGCGGGUCCAGACCAAAGCUUUCGUGGAGUUUAUCUUGCACCAAGUGAUCAUUUUAGCUCAAUGGAUUAUCAUGAUGGUAGAGAUGCUGGGUUUGUGCAAGAUGAACACAAGGAAAGCCUAAUUCAUUUGCCUAGCCCACCAAGCAUUAACGCGCAUGGGGUUCUAGGUCAAAUCCUUUUUGAUGUUUGUGUCCCUAAAAAUGUUGAAGGUUGGGAUUUAAGGUCCUCAGCUUCCUUACAUACACUCCGACGGAGCCAGAGGCAAGCACCAUUCAAUCCUAUCAAAUCUAUCCGCCGCUCAAGAUUAUAAAAUGCCAACUGCCAAAUCUGAUGGAGGUCAGAUUUUCAAUUUUCGGAAUCUGUAUUUUGUUUUUGUAGCGUACUUAUAUGGCUCCGAAGGGUUACGAACAGCAAUGGGGUGGCCAAAGCAAAGGAAUGAAGAAUCUCAGAGAACUUUGUCGAGUGCUGUUCUGAGGGAGAAUAUUGGAUGGUGCCAUGGUUAUUGCUGAUAACAUUUGAGUGUACAUAGGUUUUGCUGAAGAAGCACUUGGUAUGGAGUUCAUUGGAUAUCAGGGAGCUAAAAAAAUAAGAAGCAUUUGUGACUGUAAAUUCACUAAACUACUAAAAUAAAUUGUUUCAGUUGCUGUAUGGAUGAAUUCCUUGUCAGUUUCUAAGGUUGACUGAUAAAAAAAAAAAAAGCAGUCAUGAAAUCCA